Diuraphis noxia (Russian wheat aphid) is the source of this 1195-nucleotide messenger RNA. Its product is annotated as max dimerization protein 1-like. Gene Ontology annotation, biological process: regulation of transcription by RNA polymerase II. NCBI's taxonomy places the organism in Eukaryota, Metazoa, Arthropoda, Insecta, Hemiptera, Aphididae. The record is from RefSeq and is a predicted model, not a curated record. Gene Ontology annotation, molecular function: DNA-binding transcription factor activity, RNA polymerase II-specific; protein dimerization activity; RNA polymerase II cis-regulatory region sequence-specific DNA binding.
CAAUAACCCGUUGGCCACAGUCGCGAACACAAUCCUGGUAUCGACGUACCGUCGCUGCCUGCCGCCGCUGCCGCAGCUGUCGAGCUACACAUUAUUGUUGUUGUUGUUGUUGUUGUUGUUGUUAUUGUCAUUACCAUCAUCGUCGCGGUCACUGCCACCGACGCUGUUUAUUCAUUGGAGUGUCGUUGUUUUUUACCGAAUUUAAAGUUUAUCCGCUUUUUCUCCGAUCAUCUCAGUGUUGUGCGUACUACAUCCGCCGCAUUCUACCCUCGCACGACCGUUUAGUGACCCGCGUCUCCGUGGAGUUCGCUUGAGUGUUCGUGUGUGUGUGUGUGUGUGCGUGUGUGAGUCUAAGUGUGUGUUUAUGUCGCGUGCGUCCGCGAUCUAGUGCUUGUCAUUUCGUCCCCGGGGGACACUGGAAGAAUAUAACAACACAAGUUCCCGUCCGGUUUCGAUUUGGUCCGCGAAAUAUUGAUUUGCAUAAUAAUAAUAAUAAUCAUAUUACCUAUACUAAUUUCAGCAUACGCGAUAUACCUACCAUAGUUUGAUUGUAAAACAUAUCCGUUUAUUGGAUUAAUUUAUACUAAAGUUUAAUAAAUCUACGAAAUCUUCUAUCAGUGUGACCGCCGCCAYCACUGCAAUAUACCUACGCGAAUCCGGGACGUUUAAAAUUUAUCGUCACGAUAAAUUUGUUCUAUAUAGAUAUAUAGGCGGAGAAACGUGUUCUAGAAAGAGGCAUAAUAAUAAUAUACUCAUUAGACACUAAUCACAUUAGACCGACUGUGUAGUAGUGUGCGUGGGCGUAGGUACGCGUGUGUUGAUUGUAAACUUACCACGGUUGUGUAUUGAUUGUUUACUUACCGUGGUUGUGUGUUGAUCAUCUCGCCGUUGAAUAUGAGCAUCGCUGCUUUAUUACAAGCCGCCGAGUACCUGGAAAGGCGCGAAAGAGGUAAGUUUACCGCGUCGCCACCGUACCCCCCGCCAUCGUUCGCCGACACCGCAGCCGCGACCGACGGAGCCGUCACCGCUGAUCGCGUAAACACCGUCGUAUUUUUUGCAGAAGCGGAACACGGAUAUGCUUCGCCGAUGCCGAUCACGAUCGAUCUCAAAGGGUCUUCGAAGAGGCCGAAGAUGAAGAAGUCGCAGGGAAGCCGAACAACUCAUAAUGAACUGGAGAAAAACAGGUAAGGCAUUU